Messenger RNA from Tremella mesenterica DSM 1558, 2470 nucleotides. RefSeq lists its product as uncharacterized. The coding region runs from base 1 to 2298 and encodes 765 amino acids. The record is from RefSeq and is a predicted model, not a curated record. Gene Ontology annotation, cellular component: nucleus. NCBI's taxonomy places the organism in Eukaryota, Fungi, Basidiomycota, Tremellomycetes, Tremellales, Tremellaceae. Gene Ontology annotation, molecular function: protein binding. The transcript is spliced from 3 exons.
AUGCAUCAACCUCGUCCCCCUGCUCCACCGAAUGGCAAGAGUGUAAACAACGGAGUUCAAGACAAUGGUCUUUCGCUCGAUCCUUCCGCUUUCACACGCGAUAUUCGCUUCCAAGUCCCUUCGUUUCUGUCCAAUCACGUCGGAGGAGCCCCCACCUUCCCACCAGGUGGUGAAGCAUGGACUGGCUUCAGCGGUGCCAAUAUUUUCGACGUCAACAGCCAGCUGACUCCUGGAGCUCUGUUCAGUCAUGUUUUUGGCAACCAGCACAAUGGUUUUGGCGGAGCAGACAAUCAUGUUCUGGAUGGCCUUGGGGGUUUCAUGCAGAGUGAUAGUGGUUGGGAAAACUGGAAGGAGAAUAACUUGAUGGGCGUUCCCGGGUCCAACGUUGCGUCUUCUUCCACCGCUCCAUAUGCUCCUCCCCCUGACUCGAAUUUGAACUCCACUACGGCUCCUGCAUUCAUUGGACCAGACUUGGCGGAUGGUCCAGGUUUGUACUCGACGACAGGCUUUGACAUGGUUGGCGUGCUCGCAAGAGUGGCAGGAAGAAAGGACCCCAAAACCGUUCUUGGUCCGGUUGAUCUUAGCUGCAGUUUCCUCGUAGUUGACGUCAGGCGUUUCGAUUGUCCAAUCGUCUAUGCCAGCCCCACCUUCAGUGCUCUAACCGGCUACGAAUUACCACAGAUACUUGGGCGCAAUUGCCGGUUUCUACAAGCACCUGAUGGAGAUGUAGUCAAGGGUUCAAAACGCAAGUAUACUGACAACAUCGCCGUCUCACACCUGAAGCGCAUGCUCAACGCUGGUAAAGAGUGUCAAGCAUCUUUGAUCAAUUACCGCAGAGGUGGUGUACCGUUCAUCAACCUUGUCACCGUUGUACCGAUACCAUGGGACGGUACGGACAUAGUCUACCACGUUGGUUUUCAAGUCGAUCUUGUGGAACAGCCGAAUGUGAUUUUGCGAAAUAUGAGAGAUGGGAGUUAUCAAGUCAACUAUACAGUAUCCAAUCCACCUCAACCACCUCUGCGACCUCCCGGGAGGGGCGAUCUGUCCGGUCUGACACCCGAAAUGCUGGAUAUUCUGGGUCCCCGACUGAACACGUUGAGUGAAGACGGUCGGAUGGAAUGGUACAAGAUGGUGUUGGAGAAUGCCGAUGACUUUGUUCAUGUAUUAUCACUCAAAGGGUUGUUCCAAUAUGUUUCACCAUCUGUUCGCCGGGUCCUCGAAUACGAACCGGAAGAUCUUCUCAACAGGAAUAUUGCCGACUUAUGUCACCCAUCCGAUAUCGUCCCACUUAUGCGCGAGCUGAAGGAUUCGACCCAAUCAACCGGUGAGAAUCAACCAGCACGAACCGUCUCGCUCGUCUUCCGCAUACGGCGUAAAAGAUCUGGCUAUGUGUGGAUUGAAUGUACCGGUCGCUUGCAUGUCGAGCCGGGAAAAGGAAGAAAAGCAGUCAUCCUCAGCGGUCGAGCUAUCGGUAUACCAACUCUCAUGUGGGGUUGUGUAGCGAAACAAGGAGGUUUAUCAGCCAACGAGUUCUGGGCCAAAUUGUCAUACAACGGUCUCAUACUUCAUGUUACGGAAUCCGCCUCUGCGUUCCUUAGCCAAACAAUGGAAGACAUCGUUGGUCAAAGCUUUCUGUCGUAUCUCCCAAGUGAUGACCUGUCCUUCCCCGCUUCUCCACACGGAUCGAUGCGGAACAGUAUGGAGUUGGCUUUACGAGCGGCAGCCAAUGGAGAAACGAGGGAUGGGGCGGUCACGCUUACGCAUACUCUAAUCCAACCUACCACUGGAGCGUUGCUCAAUGUCGACACCAUCAUCUAUGCGCUUCAGAGGACAGGUAGUCCGCUAUCAUCCCCCGACUCUGACAAUUCACCAUUCGAUCUCGUGCCAUCGCCGACAUCAUCGUCUUCAGUGUUACCAGGAGGACGUCCCUGCUCUUUGCUCGUACAGGUCAAAGUUGUGGGUUCUACAAGCAGACCAAUUGUGCACCCUGGCAAUGCAAAUAUGUUCGAAGAGCUCGAAACCACCCGUGGGACUUCAUGGCAAUACGAACUUCAUCAACUUCGACUACUCAAUCGUCGACUCAAGGAAGAUAUCGCCAACGCUCGUUCGAAAGGUGGGCAGAGGGCCAAGGGUAAGAAGAGAAAGGUGGAUGAUGGAGCGGGAAAUGGAGGUUUGGGAGGAAUGGGACCACCUCCGGUGCCGGGUCAAACGAUAGCGGAGACGACCACUGCAGCACCGCGACAUCAACUCGCGGCUGGAUUCGGGUUUGUCAUGCCUGGUAUGCCAGCUUAUUUUUAAUUUCCUACUUAUGUACCGUACGUCUGAGGGUGAUCAACGAGGUGCCCAUGUGUAUCUCAAGAAAGACACACAAAAUUAGCGGAAUCUCUUGGGGGGUUAGAUGGGGCGAAACACGCAGUGAUAAUUACUGUGAUAUAUUACUAUUGAUGAUUUGCAUCGUGUGAAAUACUGU